This is a messenger RNA of Drosophila navojoa, 2277 nucleotides long. It is a transcript of the gene Pdp1, whose product is annotated as PAR bZIP family member Pdp1. Gene Ontology annotation, molecular function: DNA-binding transcription factor activity, RNA polymerase II-specific; RNA polymerase II cis-regulatory region sequence-specific DNA binding. Lineage: Eukaryota; Metazoa; Arthropoda; Insecta; Diptera; Drosophilidae. The record is from RefSeq and is a predicted model, not a curated record. Gene Ontology annotation, biological process: regulation of transcription by RNA polymerase II. Gene Ontology annotation, cellular component: nucleus.
UUAAACAAAAAAAGAGAAAAAACUAAAAGCAGUGUUGAUAAACAGUGAAAGAUGCGCACAGCUUUAGGCAGUUGGCCAAAGUUUUCAUUGCUGUGCAGCAAAUACAAUCACGCCGAUCACAAAGACGUCGCCACUUAAGCGAUAUUAAGAUAACAAAAACAACUGCAACUCAAAGCCAAAUCAGUGUUAAGAAUACAGUGUUGAACAAUGUCUUCGGAUACCAACUCGUGCGCCGGCUUCUUUGUUCAGGAGCACGCAAAUGCGACGCUCUCGCAAUACUUUCAGCAGCUCAACUCGCAGGUGGCUGCAGUUGUAGCCGGCAACAGCAGCAGCGGCAGCAGCAAUAAGGGUGCCAACAGCAACAACAACAACAGUAGCAGCAGCAGCAGCACCGGCAGCAACAACAACAACAACACCAACAACGGCAGCGGCAGCAGCAGCGGCGGCAACAGCGACAGCGGAAACGAUGGCAGUCUGUCCGGUGCGACGGCAGCAGCAAUGGACAACCAUCGCAGCAGCGUCAGCAGCAAUGAUUCCGGCAAGAGCAGCAACAGCAACAGCUCUUCAACAACAGCAGCAGCAGCUGCAGCCGCCGCAGCAGCAGCAGCGAAUGCCUGGAACUUGCAGCAGCAGCAAACAGCAGUGUUGCAUCAUCAUCAUCAUCAGCAACAGCAGCAGCAGCAGCAGCAACAACAACAGCAGCAGCAACAGCAACAGCAGCAGCUGCAGCAACAUCAUCAUGCACACCAGCAACAUCAGCAGCAACAGCAGCAGCAGCAUCAACUGCAGCAUCAGCAGCAACAUUCUCAGCAACAUCAUCCACAUGCACACAAUCCACACUUGCAUCCACAUCAUCCGCACCAGCAACAGCUACACCAGCAACAUCAGCAUCAGCAACAGCAGCAGCAGCAACAACAACAGCAACAACAGCAGCAGCACCAACAUCAUGCUGCCCAGCUGGCACACACACUCUCCUCCGCAGCAGCUGUUGCCGCUGCAGCAUCCAACACCAACACCCACUCAAUCUUUGGCACCGGCAAUUUCCACUACAAAACCAACAAUUCGUGGACGUUGCCAACGCUCAGCUAUCAGCGCAUCUAUCAGGAGAACUCGCAUUAUCAUCAGCGCAGCAACAGCUUUAUGGAGGCCCAAAGCUCGACGAACGAGGCAGCGGCGGCGGCAGCAGCAGCUGCUGCGGCCACGGCUGCUGCAACGGCGGCUGCUGCUGCUGCGGCGGCAACAGCAACAGGCAAUGGCAACAACAGCAGCAACAACUCAGCUGAUAACCACAGCACCAGCAACAACAACAACAACACCAGCAGCAACACCAACACCAGCAGCAACAGCGGCAACAACAACAACAACAACAACAGCAAUGCCUCAGCAGUGCAACACGUGGCAAGUGCUGUGGCAGCUGCAGUCAUUGCCAACGAGCAUCAAAACCAUUUGAACAGCUUGAAGGCUCGCUUUCAGCCAUCCAGCUCAGGCAGGAAAUCACCAUUUUUGGGUUUUAUUUGCAAAGCAAACGGCAAAUCCACAUCGAAUAGCAAAGAAAUCAUCUGUCCGGAUGACAAAUACAAAGAGGAGGGCGACAUCUGGAAUGUUGAGGCGCAGACCGCAUUUCUCGGGCCCAAUCUGUGGGACAAAACCUUGCCCUACGAUGCGGACCUCAAGGUAACACAAUAUGCGGACUUGGACGAGUUCUUGUCGGAGAACAAUAUACCCGACGGCCUGCCGGGCACCCAUUUGGGCCAUGCCGGCGGCCUCGGCCAUCGAUCCGAUUCCCUGAGCCAUGCAGCUGGCCUGUCCCUGGGUCUGGGGCACAUAACCACAAAGCGCGAGCGAUCGCCAUCGCCAUCGGAUUGCAUUAGUCCCGAUACGCUAAAUCCGCCAUCGCCGGCCGAAUCAACAUUUUCAUUCGCAUCGUCGGGGCGGGACUUUGAUCCGCGCACCAGAGCAUUCUCCGACGAAGAGCUCAAACCGCAGCCGAUGAUUAAAAAGUCACGCAAACAAUUUGUUCCAGAUGAGCUCAAGGACGACAAAUACUGGGCCCGACGACGAAAGAACAACAUCGCUGCCAAACGGUCCAGAGAUGCACGUCGCCAGAAGGAGAACCAGAUUGCGAUGCGUGCACGCUAUUUGGAAAAGGAAAAUGCCACGUUACAUCAGGAGGUCGAGCAGCUAAAACAGGAGAACAUGGACUUGCGUGCACGUCUAUCGAAAUUCCAGGAUGUGUAAUGAAAAUUAUAUAACAAAUAACAAAUAAAAUAUAAAAUA